Molecule: messenger RNA, 1610 nt
Organism: Pocillopora damicornis (cauliflower coral)
Lineage: Eukaryota; Metazoa; Cnidaria; Anthozoa; Scleractinia; Pocilloporidae
Product: heat shock 70 kDa protein 14-B
Molecular function (GO): ATP binding; ATP-dependent protein folding chaperone
Source: RefSeq, a predicted model, not a curated record
UAUAAUAAACAUGGCGGCUGUGGUUGGUGUAUACUUAGGGAAUACCAGCGCAUCAUUAGCUAUCCACAAGGCUGGAAGAACGGAUAUUAUAGCGAAUGAUGCAGGGGACAGAGUCACUCCAGCUCUUGUCGCGUAUUCUGGAAAAGACAAGGCAAUUGGUCUUCCAGCUAAGCAAGGGCUUAUUCGCAAUUCAAAGAAUACCAUGGCAAGAGCAUGCAAAAUAAUUGGAUUGAGGUUUUCUGAUGAUACAGUUCAUCAAGAGGUUCAAGAUUCUGGUUGUAAGAUUGUUGAUAAAGAUGGAAAGCCCUUUUAUGAAGUCCAGCUGAAUGAAAAACCCACUCUGUUUUCUCCUAAAGAAGUUAUCAAGAUGAUUUUUGAGAAACUUUUAGAAAUUUCUCAGGCUAAUGGUGGAAAUGACAUUGAAGAAGCUGUUAUCACUGCACCUUUAAACUUUAGCAAUGAACAGAAAACAGAGAUCAGAGAGGCUGCAGAAGAUGCUGGCUUUGAUGUGCUUCGUGUUAUAAGUCAACCAGCGGCAGCAGCACUAGCCUAUGACAUUGGACAAAAUGAUCGCACCUCAUUAAGGAGGGUACUUGUUUAUAGACUUGGAGGAACUACUCUUGAUGUCACUGUUUUGGUUGUCAAUGGUGGAAUGUACAGAGUGAUAGCAACAGAAAGUGACACAGCCUUGGGUGGAAGAAAAUUUGAUGAGUUACUUGCCCAUCAUCUUGCUGCAGAGUUUCAAAGACAGUGGAAACUAGAUGUCAGAAGCAAUACCAGAGCAAUGGCCAAACUAAGGGCCAGUGCAGAGAACUGUAAACAUAUUCUGUCAUCCAGGGAUACAGCAACUUGUGCCAUCGAGUCACUCUGUGAAGGGAUUGACAUGAACACCAAAGUAUCCAGAGCUCGGUUUGAAUCCCUCUGUUGGAGUUUAUUCCAACAAAGUCUUUCCUCCAUCGACCGAGUUCUUUCCACAGCAAAUAUCAGUAGAAACAACGUAGAUCAGGUUGUUUUGGUAGGUGGCUCCACACGUAUUCCUAAAAUCAAGCAGCUUGUUCAAGAGUAUUUUGCAGAAAAAGAAGUUUGUCAGACAAUUGAUCCAGACAGUGUGUUGGCAUAUGGCGCUGCUAUACAGGCGUCGUUACUUCAAGGAAGAGAAGAACAGAUAAAUUAUGACAUAGAGGCGGAAUGCACGUCAAAGGCUAUUAGUGUAAUGCUCGAAGAGGCAGAGGCCCGUCUGUGUCCAAUUAUCCCCAAGCACUCUCCCAUACCCCUACGAAAAACACACAAUUUCACAACCUCUGUGGACAAUCAGGAGACUGUUUGCUUAUCUGUAUAUGAAGAGGAUGACGACAUGGCUAACAAUGCUGGAAAGACUCUUGUAGCUAAGGUAGUUCUUGAAGAUAUACCACCCAUGGCAAAAGGGCAAGCAGAAAUUAUAGGGACCUUUCACAUUAGAAGAGAUGGAUCGUUGCACAUUCAUUUGAUGGAAAAGACAUCUGAGAAGUCUGCUGACAUCAAUAUUGACUGCUGCACUUGAUUAGGUCGUACGUGGCGAAAUUCAAUAAAAUCCUACUAUCGAGCUAACCUGAUUGUAAUGUUGCGAAGAA